This is a messenger RNA of Vespa mandarinia (Asian giant hornet), 2246 nucleotides long. RefSeq names its product meteorin (gene Metrn). The record is from RefSeq and is a predicted model, not a curated record. NCBI's taxonomy places the organism in Eukaryota, Metazoa, Arthropoda, Insecta, Hymenoptera, Vespidae. Gene Ontology annotation, molecular function: hormone activity.
UGUACCGCGCAAGCAGUGGCAUUGGGUGCCAUUGUGUCGAGCAGCUCCGUCGAGUAAACUUGUGUCUGUAUUUGCGCAUAAGACAGCUAUUAUAUACGAAGGAACGAAUACAUUUAUUUGAGAGACAACGCAUAUCGUAUAAAGAAAGAAGACGAGCUUUAUUGUAAACACAAUUUCGAUAAUUAUAUAUAAGAAAACGUAUUUUGAAGGAAGAAAAACAUCCUCGAUCGUGUUGUACGCAAUACACACGUGCGUUUGCCUCGAGCUUAAUCACUAUAUAUACACGAUGCGAUGAUCGCCGAUGAUACGCAACGAAAUCAUAAAGAAACUCUUUCGCGCGCCAACGAACACGAAACGAGCGUACGGAAAGAAGCCAACGACUUUCGAAAGAACGCCUAAUCCAACGGUACAACCUGUUAGCCACUUCUAGACCCGUCUUCUAAAAUCAACAUUGGAAUGGACCACCCACUUCACGAACUAACUCUACAUAUCUAAGGAUCUUUAGAAAAGUAAGGGCACUUCGAGGGGACAAAUUUUUCAAGGAGAAAUCACGGACGACUUUUAAGAAAAAAAUGCAAAUGUCGUUGUCGAGGGACUUGAAAAGACAGCCGUAAUAACGAGCGUCAGCAGAUACAGCAAUAGAUAGAUAUAAAUAGAAAAGAAGAUAAAACGUAAGGGAGAAAAAAAAGAGACAACGAAGAAAAAAGAAAAACAAAACGAAGAAACAGGAACAACUCGAGAAAGAUGAAACUAACCGAUCCUUCCCUUUUUGCGGCAUUGACAUUGUCCCUUAUCUUCUUCGUAGGCGGUAUAAUACCUACAGUACAGUCGCAGGAGCAUGUCGCCCUUUUGCCUGCCGACGAGUGCGAUUGGAUCGGAAGUGGUGGAGGUGGUCGGGGUGUACGACCCGUUUAUCUUCGAUGUUCAAGAGGGACCGUUUUAUGGCGUUAUCCUCGAGGAGCCUUAAGGAUAGUCUUAUCAGUGGCUGCAGCGAUAAGCGGUUCAGCGAUUGGAUCUCGAUCUGGUACUGCAGGUGUCCUUUUGGCAAACGGAAACGGAGUUAAUAAAACUGGACCCAAAUCGAAUUACGGAUCAAGUGGUUUUCGUGUUUGCGUUAAAGCUUCCGGUCCAACAAGAAUAUAUUUGGAAAACAACGGUACGCUUAGGCCAGUUUAUUCUCCGCGUGAUGGAAAAAAUGAGGCCUCUCAUCGUUGUUUCUAUACGAAAAAACAACGUACAGCACUCUACGUUGAGGCUGACGAGCUCACCGCAAAUAAUAAUCGCGCGAAGCUACAAUACGACGUCGAGCCGUUCGUUGUUAAUCAUAGCACGCCGGACGAGUCCGACGAGGAGGCGGAAUGUAGACCUUGCUCAAUGGAGGAACUCGCUGAGGCUUAUUGUCAGAGUGACCUUGUUGCUAGAGGUACCGUCACCGCUGUGCAAAGGAAGCCCGAACUUGAAGCUGCCGAAUUAAUCUUUAGGAUAACGAAGACACUUCAUAGAGUCGAGGAAACUGAGACCAAUGAGGUGUUCUCCAUUCUUCCAAAUCCUCAUCUCGAGAAGAGCAUCCGUGUAAGAGUUUCUUCUGCUUGUGACGCUCGACAUGGCCAAGGCGAAUUUGUAAUAAUGGCUCGUAGAAGACUUGGCGAUCUUACACUUGUUUGUGCACCAAGACUGGAAACUUGGGCAGAAGCCGUGCGCGAAUCUAUCACUGCACCAUGUCUGCUAAAAAGCUAGCGGUUGAAAGACUGUCGGCAUGCUCUCAUCAACUUCCUCUUAUCAUUGCAAUUAUAUGUAUAAAGCUUUUUUCCACCACUAGAUAUCGGAAUCGUACGAGUUCCAAAAAAAUAGUUUCAGUAAGCACAACGCUGUAUGUGUCUCUAUGAUGUAGGAAGAAACAUAAGAAGAGAUAAACGUGCUAACGCAUAUCAUUCGAUAAUGAAGGUCGCACAAAAUCACGGUUUAUCUUACAGAUUAUUUAUAUUUUUUUUUACGAGCGUGUGCUUACUGAGAUAAUUCUCAAAAAAAAUAUUGAGAAGAAUUUACAAUCUUUAUUUGUAUCUAUAUAUAAGAUAUAUAUUUUUAUCUAUAUAUAUAGAAUAUAUUUUAUACGAUGUACACGCCUUACACGAGUAUAAGUGUACUUCGUGCGCAAGAUGUCGAUCUCUAAACUGUGAUAUUAUUCUUUUAUAGGAGGAAUAACGUGACGCAUAUAUUAUCUUAAUCAAUAAAUUUGUACUAAACUA